Molecule: messenger RNA, 1030 nt
Organism: Papilio polytes (common Mormon)
Lineage: Eukaryota; Metazoa; Arthropoda; Insecta; Lepidoptera; Papilionidae
Exons: 6
Coding region: 98-844 (248 amino acids)
Source: RefSeq, a predicted model, not a curated record
CAAUCUAAUGACAUUUAUUAUGUCUUGAUCAGUAAACAAACAGAAAUCUAAAUUUUCGUGAUGUGGAAAAUUAUAAAAAUUUAACUAAAAAUUAAGCAUGGACCAUUACCUUACCACGUACAGGAAGGACUAUCUUUGGCCCGACCUGCCUAAGGCCCCAGGGGCGGCGCAACAUGGCGGGAUCGCUGAAGUACCGAAGCUGUCUGGUGAGGAGAUGGCGUUCUACCAAGCGUGCAUGCAGCAAACGAGACCGCCCGACUGCCGCUGCCCGCAAUAUUCAGGCGGAGAGAUGCCCCAGCUACCACCCGGCAAGGAGGGGGGGUGGAGUAGGAUAGAGAUUAUGGGCCCAUUACUAGAUCCAAAGUUGUACCCCGCCCGCGUCGCAGCCGCCCCGGAGACUCCUACGUCACGAUAUAACCAGCCUAAUGCAUUCCUGGAUAAGCUGCAAUCGAAGUACCCGAUGCUGUACAGCAUCCUGCAGAAUGAGGCUUCGCCGGAACUUAAGCAGAGGAUCGACCGAGAUAGGAACAAAACCACUUACCAUGUCGAUUUUUGUGAGAGCGGUCCAGGAGCUAAGUUCGACAACCUGCAACGCGCGGCUGACGAGAGCGGGUCUGGUCCGUGCUCGCAGCCGAUGCGCCUGCCGGGAGACCCGUGCCGCGUCGCGCCCAAGAUCCGCAUGACCACGCCCAAGACCAUCUCCAAGCAGGCAGGAGGCGGCCCUGACCCGCGCGCUAAGUGCGAGACGACCUCGCUGGUGCCGCCGCUUGGUAAGACUGAGUACCAAGACAAUGUGUCCAAAUUAGGAGGCAUCAUUAUGCGCGACAAACUGCACAGGAAGUAGACAACAACAACAAGAACAACAACAACUACAACAUCAACAACAACAACAACAACAAAAACAACAUCAACAACAAUGCUUCCAACGUAAAUCCUAUCGCAAAAUGCUUCACUAUAUUUAAUGAUUUAUUUUAUAAUUAUCUUGUAACUUUAAUAAUCUCUGUUAAUUUCAAUAGUAAUAUUAAUAUAA